Molecule: messenger RNA, 3096 nt
Organism: Stylonychia lemnae
Lineage: Eukaryota; Ciliophora; Spirotrichea; Sporadotrichida; Oxytrichidae
Source: the annotation of a GenBank genome assembly
AUGUACUCUAAAUAACCCAGAGCUGCCUCAGGUUCGAGUCCAAAAUAUUCAAGUAAGGAAAGAGCAAUGCAGCUACUAUAAUCUCAAAAUUAUCAGUAUGUAUCAGGUGUGAACAACAAGUCUCCUUCAAAUACUAAGUCCAAAACAGGAUAAAAUUCACAUCCAUUGAGAGAGUCUAGUUAGAAUCCCACCAACAGAGGUAAUAAUGAGCAACUAGACUUUUAUCAAAUUAACAAAAAUGAAAAAGUGAAUGCCAAAUACUCAACUCAUCAGGGUAAAAAAGUCUCAACUAAUCAAGACUAGAGUCGGUCUUCAACUUCUUCAACAACAUCAGAGGAGGAAACUACAACCUUAGAUAAGAAAAUCCAAAGUUUAAUUACUCAAGUUCAAAAAGAAGUAGAUGAAAACUAACCCUCGACUCGAGGACAAAGCAGUAAUAGAAACUAAGUUUAAGAUAAAGCUCCAGUCUCAAACAACGUACCAAUGAUCUAUUAAGCUCAACAUUAACCCUCGGCUUAAGAAAUAAAACAGCUCUCCUAAUAAAUGCAUUAACGACAGCUAUAAAAUAACGCAAUUUCCCCUACAAGAUUAGCACAAAUGGGAGAUCCGUUACUGCCUCCUCAAACUGAGAGAGAUAGAGGCAAAAAGACAUUGGUACUUGAUCUCGAUGAAACUCUAGUUCAUUCAAGUUUUAAACCUAUUGACAAUCCUGAUAUCGUUCAAGGAGUAGAUAUUGAUGGAAAGAUAUAGUAUGUCUAUGUUUUGAAGAGACCACUUUGCGAGGAGUUCAUUCAAAGAAUGAGUCACAGUUAUGAAAUCGUUAUGUUUACUGCUAGUUUAUCUAAAUAUGCUCAACCACUUUAUGGAAAAUUAGAUAGAGCAUUAGUUACUGCAACUCUCCUCUAUAGAGAGCAUUGUACUAUGUAUAAUGGCUUGUUCGUUAAAGAUAUGGCAAGACUAGGCAGACCUAUGACUGACAUAAUUAUAAUUGAUAAUUCCCCUUCAAGUUAUCUCUUCUAGCCUGAAAAUGCUCUGCCUUGUACAUCUUGGUAUGAUGAUCCCGCAGAUAGAGAGCUUAAUGAAUUAGUACCGAUUCUUGAAAAGCUAGCUAUAGUAAAAGAUGUUCGUCCAUAUUUGACCAAAAUAGUCAACGAAAAUAAAGUUGACUUUAAUAAAGCUAAGGAAUUGCUAAACAUUGGCUAGUUUAUGAACCCAGAGGAUGAAUUCUAAAGUAUCAGGUAAAAUGGUGUGUUCACACCUCAGAAGUAAAAGCCAGAUAGUGAAAGAGUCCCAAGUGGAAUUAAACAAAGAGAGAUGACUCACACCCCUUAAUCAUAUAGCUAAUAAAAUCUAGCUGGAUAUUAAGCGGGAAGUCAAUAUUCAUUGAUUGGAACCCAAUAAAAACUUCAAAAAACUAAUACUUAGAGUCAGAGUAAACUAUUAUCUCAUGCAGUUAAUUAAUAACAACAAUAGCUUCAAGUUCUGCAAUCAUCUAUUGAACAAUUGAAACAACAGCAGUAAUGUCAUCAGAAAUAGCAAAGCUAAAUAGAGGAUAUGAAGAAGCGUUUGCAAGUUAAUUAAUGGUAACCAUCCAGCAAUCAAGAUCCUAAGAACGAUAUAAGAGGUUCAUAGGAAAAUAUUAGACAACCUCUUAUGCAGUCACAACAUUAGGCUAUUACAAGAACUCCAUCAGCUCAAGUUAAGACUGUAAAAUAAGAUCUAAUACCCAGCAAACAAGACAAAGAAAACCAACAAAGAACUCUUUCAGCUGGAUAUUAAACAUAAAGUACUAAUUAAUUCUCUCUCUCAGACUAGAAAUAUCAAGAAUACAUGAAAUCUCUAUAAAAACAUCAAAAGAGAUCAGGCUCCCAACCAAAUAACAUCAACAAUAAUUCAAAUAAUGGCACUAGCAUGCAAAAGUAAAUGGAGCUUAAAUCUGGAAGAUUACUUUCAACUUAGGCUACUAUAGAUGCUGAUUAAACUGUCGAUACUCAGAGAAAAUCAAGCCACCAAAGUGAUUCAAGGAGAGGUUAUGAUAUCAAUUAGAAGAGAGCAUCAUCUGCUUAAGUGAGAUAGCCUAACUAACCUCACUAUUCUUCAUCAUCCAACAAAUCAAGGCCAACUACUACAUCAAGUCAUUAGACUAACAAUUAUUCGUCGAGCAAUUAUAGAUAGCAUACUAAGUCUAAUGGCUUAACACUUAGCGGAAGUUCUAAGACUAUGAAAGUAAACUAGCCAAAGCUUGGCAUUAAUUAUUAGAGUACACCUGACAAAACAUCAAAUGGUCCAGCUACUCUAAAUUACAACAGAUCAGGAUAGAUCUGCUCUGCAAAUCAAACUCCCAAGGGCACUCACAAUCAAUUAUCAAGUAGUCUGAAAAAUCAAUUGCAUUCCUAAUAAUCAGCUACUCAGACUCAAAGUAAGAAAGAUAGCUCAUUUUCGACUCUCCAAUAGAAAAAUUAAGAUCUGAGAAAGAACUUUGCCAACUAUAUUCAAAAAAUUGAGAGUACAAAUCCAAGUAUUGGAUCAUAAUCGGCUUCAGUCAAAUCAGCGUCCCUCAAAUUAAAGGAAUAAAGCUCAACAAAGAAUUAGACUAACAAGUAUAUUCAAAAAUUUGAGAGUUAAAGUAGCAUCCCAACUUCAGCACAAUAACUUCAUCAAGGAAAUGAUAAUAUCUAAACUUAGCUUCUUAGUCAUUCUAAAAUGUUGUCCACCAAUUCAAUAAAUAACAAUCAUCAAUAAACUUCAUAGAACUAGCAAUAGUAGAAUAAAAAUCAUCUCUCCUACUCUUCCAUAUAUGCAAAGCUCAACCAAGCUUAGUAAAACUUUUCCCUGAGUCCACCAUCUCACAGUGCUACUAUGAGUUCUCAAACUCAGCACUAGCAACAGAAUAGCUAUCCAGUAAAACCGCAACACUCACAGUAGCUUUAACAAAAUAACUCAGCUGCCGCUACUUUGAUGAUGAAUGUGAAUAAAUCUUCAAAUAACUCAAUAAGUUUGAAUGUGAAUAACAGCCCUGCUGUGAAUUUGAUAGCCUUGCAAAUGCUAAAGAAUGCUCAGUCUCCCUAUCACAACAAGCACACUAACAACUAAUGA